This is a messenger RNA of Styela clava, 3459 nucleotides long. The record is from RefSeq and is a predicted model, not a curated record. Lineage: Eukaryota; Metazoa; Chordata; Ascidiacea; Stolidobranchia; Styelidae.
AUGCCGAUUCUAGAGGACAAACCGAAGUCACAAGGUGUUUUUCGCAAUCUUACAUCUACAAGAAGUAUAUCUAAUGGACUGGUAGAAUCUAAAAAGUUAAUUUCUAAGAGUGUAUCUCAUAUGCACGUAUUGUAUGGACAGUUGCUGGCUCAUGAUUUCGUACUUACGCCCCUGGUAAAAAGUAAUGAUGACACAGCUUUAGAAUGUGACUGCGAUAAACCUGUCUCAGAUUGCAUAAACAUAAAAAUUCCCCCUAGCGAUAUUCAAUCGCAAAAGGCUAACAGAAAAUGUAUGCCCCUGGCUCGAUCAAAAGCUGCUUCUGGCAUCAAUGGAUGUGUAUUUCCUCGUCGCGAACAGAUAAAUGAAUUGUCAAGUUACAUCGACGCGACUUUUAUUUACGGGAGCUCAGACCGGAUUGCCAAAGAACUAAGAGAUCCGAGGUCGAAUGCAGGUGAAUUGGCUACUGAAUUGAAUCCAAUAGGUGGGCCUCAUCGUAAUCUCCCGAAUCAAGACCAAUUAAAAAAUAAAGAGAUUUCCAAAGUUGUUCAAUGCCCGAUAAAAGUCCACACGCCCAAAAAUACUCCAUGCUUUGUAGCCGGUGACGUCAGAGCAAACGAGAAUCCAGGACUUACUUCUUUGAUUACGAUAAUGGUUCGAUAUCACAACUAUGUUGCGAGAAAUCUCAAGUCCAUUAACAAAGCAUGGCCUAGUGACAAAGUAUUCAAUGUCGCUCGACGUAUUGUAUCUGCUAUUUAUCAAUCGAUCACAUACCGAGAAUUUAUUCCUCCGUUACUGGGGCCAUUGUGGUCAAAACGGUUUGAUUUGAAGUUAACAGACGAUUAUGCGUAUUGGAAUGGAUACGAUCCGCGUUACAAUUCAGUGACUCAACUUCUAGAAAAGGAAGGAGGGGGAUCUGGCGCAUUUAUGCGCGGUGACGGAGGGGAAGUCGGACCAACAUUUGCCUGCAUAUUGGCCUACGGAUUUCGCGCAUUGAAAAAGGGAGAUCGAUUUUGGCACGAAAACGAACGUUCUCCUUCUUCUUUCACAACUAAACAACUCUCUUCAAUUCGAAAGACAACUUUAGCAAGUAUUUUAUGUAAAGUUAGCGAAGACAUGAAGUUCGUGCUGAAGUCACCUUUGAAAGUAAGCAACGCAAAUUAUGAUAGAUUUGUCAGUUGCGGUAGCGUUUACGAUUUAGAUUUCUACGCUUGGAAAGAUGAUCAUCAAACAAAUAAGUAUAGCAGAAAAUCUCACGCUAACUCAGAGUGGACAACUUGGUUUAUCACAAAGUAUACGAAUAAUAGAUUUGUUGAUUGGCGACAAGCAGCGUCACAAAUAUCAAAAUCAAGACCUGGAGGCAUAUGCGAAAAUAGACUUGGGUUCGAAACUCGAACCGUGCCUAAGAGCAGUUUUAUACAAAUUCGGUUUACCUGUCCAGCUGGUUCAAUACGAUCUUCAGACUUCCCCUUCCAAUUAUCACAAAAUUAUUAUUGGUCACAAUGGAUUCACCCUCGCGACAAUUCGGUCGAAAUAUAUGAAUUUAAAUGUAAAACAAUUGUUGCAAUUCAGGCAAUGUCGGGCGACAAAUUUGCUGGGGAAACUGGUGACGUUUUUGAGAAAUUUGGAUCUGAAGCGGGUUUUCUAUGUCGAGACAACGAUCAAUACAAGGGAAAAUGCCAAAAAUAUCGAGUUCGUGCUCUCUGUCUUAGAAAUAUUAAAAUGGGAAAAGAACAUUUCCAGGAACAAUUUACAACCAAGCAAUCAGUUUCUUUGUAUCCCGAGUCUAUCAUGCCAACUAAGCAUCUCUACCCUAAACCUACUACUACAGCUGUUCCGAAGAAGGCUUUGGAUAGGGCAAAUUCGUACUGUGUGGCGUACAAUGUGUGCUGUAUCCCUCCUAGACGUCACAACUUAAAGUAUUCGUCAAAUCGCGUUCUGACGUACGCCGCGAAUUUGUGCAAAUAUUAUGGUAUCUGUUGCAAACCUUAACGUUUGUGUGAUACAAUUAAUUUUGUUAAGUUUUAAUUAAUUUAUUCUAAUUAACUUUUCAUACAAUAAUUCGCUUAACCCUACCGAGGAGCUGGUUUGAAUAAAUAUCAAGUUUGAUUAUCGUUACUUUCUGGUUUUGUGUACAACUCAAUCGAUUUGUUGCAUCCUGACUGAAAAAAUCGGGCAAGGGCUGGUCGCAGGACCGGAUUUACCAACAUGCAAGGCAGGCUGAAGCCUCGGAACCCCUACAUUAGAAAAUAGUGACUUCGACAUUCAAUAUUGAACCAUAAUUCAUUUUUAACCUGUUUCCAAUUUUAAAAAGCAAAGUUUGCAUUUUUUAAUCAGAUAAAUUAUAGACGGCUUUCUUUGUUGCAAAUAUUCCCAUUCUAAUUCGCGAGAACUAUAACAUUUUAACCUCAAAAACACUGAUAUGUCGCUGCAUGGCCAAUAGAUUAACCGCGGUGCUAACAUAUUAUUGGUUUGUGUGAAUAGCGUUUUAUUCUACGUUACAAUCAACCCAACUGUUUAGCAUUUCUUAAACUUAAAUAGUCUGGUUUAACAGAUACGUAUUUGAAAAUUGGGUAUCAAAUGUCGGAAUUAUAUAUAUAUCAUUUAAUCGAUACAAAUGCACUUGAGCAAACGAAAAUGGCUAUAAUAGACAAAUAAUAAUUUGAUAAAAUAGUUCAUGGUUAGCAAUAAAUAGUUAAAAAGGUUUGUACACACAAAUCCAAACGUAAUAAAAUCCUAAUCUCAGUUGUGAAUGCCAGUUAUAGAAUUUAGACAAUAAAAAUGUCACGUUAUGUGUUGUAUAAGAUAACCCGCUUGAUAAUAUCUGCUGAAGAUUGUAUAUAUCAGUUUAUUCGUGUUUUGGAUAUGAGCCAUGAAAUUCUAUAGUAAUUAACAGAUUGGAUUAUAUAUAUCUUUGUAUACUGAAGCGAUAAACAGGCGUAAGUAUAGGGCAAGUCAAUACAAACAGAACACGCAAGACAUGAUGAACCGGUAGAUAAAAUCUUGUUAAAAUAUGUUCACCAUGUUCGUCAAUUCAUUUUUAAUCUGAGAGAUCUGACCUAUUACGCGUUUGUCAAAUUUAUAAAUAAAUUAAAUUUUGUAGUGCUCCGUAUCGGCAACAACGAAUGUUAUUUUAACGAAAUAUCUUAUUUCCCAAAUGUCUGUGCGAUUUACAAGGUAUUCUUGCGUAAAAAUGAACACGAAGAAAGUAGCGCAAGUGCGAAAAGUCGAUACAAUAUAACAAAUAAUACAAUUUCGAUAUCUAUUUCAUGACAAGACUUUUAUCCUAGAUAUUUUUCUAAUCUCGGGAAACAAUUCUCACAAAUUCGAAUUACAACAAAUUCACAAAUUUGUAUUAUAUAUCGUCACGCUAAUAACCGAAUUGCGUAAGUCAUUUUUGGCGAUUUUGAGUUUUUUAUAAAAUAGGUAUUUAUGUAAUGCAGUAGCUUCCAUAAUAUUGGA